GAAACAUGACUGUCGUGUCUUUGCUUACACAGGUCUCGUCAGUAGAAGAUGGCAAAGCCCAGCCACAGCAGCUAUGUCCUUCAGCAGCUGAACAACCAGAGAGAGUGGGGCUUUCUCUGCGACUGCUGCAUUGCUAUCGACGACAUUUACUUCCAAGCACACAAAGCCGUCCUAGCUGCUUGUAGCUCCUAUUUUCGGAUGUUUUUCAUGAACCAUCAGCAUAGUACUGCACAACUGAAUCUCAGCAACAUGAAAAUAAGCGCAGAGUGUUUUGAUCUCAUUUUGCAGUUCAUGUAUUUAGGAAAGAUUAUGACUGCUCCUUCCAGUUUCGAGCAGUUCAAAGUGGCCAUGAACUACCUCCAGCUGUACAACGUUCCUGACUGCCUAGAAGACAUACAGGACUCGGAUUGCUCUAGUUCAAAAUGUUCGUCUUCUGCUUCCAGCAAACAGAACAGCAAGAUGAUUUUCGGGGUAAGAAUGUAUGAAGACACAGUGGCUAGGAAUGGCAGCGAAGCCAGUAGGUGGUGUGCGGAGCCCAGUUCAACAGUGAAUACACCGCACACCAGAGAGCCCGAGGAAGAGUCCUUACCGAUAGCGAGCUUUCCUGAGCCGCUGUUUGAUGUGUGCAAAAAGAGUUCUGUGUCCAAACUAUCUGCUCCCAAGGAGCGUGUGUCCCGACGCUUUGGACGGAGUUUUACCUGUGAUAGUUGUGGAUUUGGCUUCAGCUGUGAAAAAUUGCUGGAUGAGCACGUGCUGACCUGCACCAACAGACAUUCGUACCAGAACACAACAAGAGCUUACCACCGGAUAGUGGAUAUCAGAGACGGGAAGGACAGUAGCAUCAAAGCUGAACUCGGUGAAAAGGAGUCUUCCAAAACGUUUUCUGCACAGACAGACAAAUACAGAGAAGACUCGAGCCAGGCGCCUGAUGAUUCAGCUUCGACCACUGCAAGCAGAAAAGGCACAGUGGAGUCUGGGCUAGCUGGUGAAGAAAAAAGUAGAGCUGCUGAGACGAAAAGAAUUAUCAUCAAGAUGGAGCCAGAAGAUAUUCCAGCGGAUGAGAUGAAAGACUUCAACAUUAUUAAAGUCACUGACAAAGACUGCAAUGAAUCCACUGACAAUGAUGAAUUAGAGGAUGAGCCUGAAGAGCCGUUUUACAGAUACUAUGUUGAGGAAGAUGUUGGCAUUAAGAAAAGUGGUAGGAAGACCCUAAAACCUCGGAUGUCCAUAAGCGUGGAUGAAAGAGGUGGUUUAGAGAACAUGAGACCCCCUAACGGCAGCAGUCCAGUACAGGAGGACACGGAAAACGCUUCCUGUGAGCUGUGUGGACUGACGAUCACUGAGGGGGACCUGUCAUCCCACUACUUAGCCAAACACAUCGAGAAUAUCUGUGCGUGCGGUAAAUGUGGACAGAUCCUUGUCAAGGGCAGACAGCUUCAGGAGCAUGCUCAGAGAUGUGGAGAGCCCCAGGAUCUGACAGUGAAUGGGCUAGGGAACGCUGACGAGAAAAUGGACAUGGAGGAGAACCCCGACGAGCAGUCUGAGAUAAGAGACAUGUUUGUGGAAAUGCUAGAUGAUUUCAGGGACAGUCAUUACCAAAUAAACAGUAUCCAGAAAAAACAGUUAUUUAAACAUUCUGCUUGUCCUUUUCGGUGUCCUAAUUGUGGCCAGCGUUUUGAAACUGAAAAUUCAGUGGUGGAACAUAUGUCUAGCUGCCUAGAACAAGAUAUGUUCAAGAGUGCCAUCAUGGAAGAAAAUGAAAGAGAUCACAGACGAAAACAUUUUUGUAAUCUGUGUGGCAAAGGAUUCUACCAGCGGUGUCACUUGAGAGAACACUACACUGUUCACACUAAGGAAAAGCAGUUUGUUUGUCAGACAUGUGGAAAGCAGUUUCUAAGAGAGCGUCAGUUGCGUCUGCACAAUGACAUGCACAAAGGCAUGGCCAGUGGUGCAAUAGGGCCUCCUAAGCCUCUGGAGAAGUGACAGAUCUGAAUAUGGAGAGGACAUGGGGAAGAAUUCACUCUGCAACAGAUAAUCUUUAAGUGCAGACCCAGGAAAUCAGAUCUGACGUGGCACCAUCUUUUCUGUCUUCCUGACAAACGUCAUCAUUCCCAAAGUUCCAGUGGCAAAGAUCCAAGGAAACUCAAUAAAGAUCCCUUUGGAAUCACUUUGUUGUAACAAAACUGAUUCACGGUGACUGUCCUAGCACCUAUGGAAACUCUGCUAAAGAAAAGUGACUGUAGAAGUCAUGUGACAUCAGUGACCAGAGCGCCACUAAGAUGAAACUUUAUGCCAUGUGUCUUCACCGUUCCCUUCUAGAAUGAAAGGGCUUGCUAGACUACUGUGCAUACAUUAUAAAGGGAGGUAAUUACAUAUUUUCAUGAAUACGUCAUUCAAAACUUAAAAUAACCACAAUAAUAGCUUAUAUAUUAGGAAAUGUAGUUAAGCAAUUUAAAAGGAUACUAAAAAUAUCUGUAGAGUCUUAAGUAAAAAGAAAUGGGUGCAGAAAAAGAAAAUCCAAGACCAAUUUUUUAACAAGAUAAUGUAGCUGGGGCGGAAACGUGGCACUAGGCUUCCUUUCUCCCUGUGAGCCAGUGACACACUUGCUUCUAGAGAUUAGUGAAGCUUCUUACUAAUAGUCUCUCGAAGAACAGAGGAGCGUUAUUACUCAGUAGUCGUAGACUUUCACAAAUAAUACAUUUUCUUCUUCUGACCUUACCAAUACAAUCCCAUAGUGUAGAAGAAAUUUCUGGUACUCUCAGAACUAGUGUAUCCUGCCAUGUUUAUCUUCAAAUUUCAAAAUUAAGUAUUAAAUGAAAUGAUAAUAUGCUUAUAAAAAUUAAAAAAAAAAAACUUUCCUCAGGAAACUACUUAGUGAGAUUUGAGUCUGGCUAUGGCUGCAAACGCUUUGCUACACACACACAUUUCUUAACCACAUGAAUCAUAUGGCCAUAUUAUUUCCUUAUUGUGAAAAUGCUUUCUUUUACUUUUUUGUUAACUGUGUGACUAAUUCCUUAUUGCUUCUUUGUUUUUGUGUGUAUGUAAUAUCAAAUGUUUAAAUGCUUACUUUGUUUUUAUGCAAAAUUUUUGAAAUAUUUUAGUAAGUUACACAAAGAAACCUGUCUUAGGAAAUGAAAAGUGUGGUGGCUCACACCUUUAAUCCCAGGACUUGGGAAGCAGGGGCAGGUUGAUCUCUGUAAGUUCAGGGCCAUCCUAGUCUACAUGAGUUCCAGGCUAGCCAAGGCUAUGUAAUGAGGCCUUGUCUUUUAAAAAAACAAAACAAAAAAACAAACUUUUUUUUAAUUAAAGAAGAAAAUCCUAACUCUGAGGUAGUAAUAACUUGAAUAAUCAUUCUAGAAACUCACUGGCUGAAAACUUAGAGAAAGAAUCCACAAUAAUGGGAUAUUGGGGCUAGAGGAGACAAGAGAGGAAAGGGCAAUCCACCAGAGAGUUCAAAUACAGGGGCCAGGCAUGGUAAUGCAUGCCUGUAGUCCUAGCAUUUGGGAGGUGGAGGUGGGAAGAUCAAAAAAAGUUCAAGGCCAGCCUUGGCUACAGAGUAAAUUCAAAGCCAGCCUGGGUACAUGAGACCCUAUCUCAGACAGACAAAACAUAUUCCAACUAUAUGAGUGUUUUAAGACAAAAAGUCUAGACAAGUGUUAGAGUUUAAAUGCCCAUCAGCGUUAAUCUCUUUGGGGAAUGAGCAUAUAGAACUUCAGCCUUCUUAAAAUACAUAAGAAAAUAGAAAAACUUCCCAGUAAUUAAGCCAGAUCAAGGUAGCAAUGAGUAAGCAAUUUUUACUAUGUUUUUAUUGCACUAGAUUUACUAAAAAAAUGGUUUGAAUUUUGACUGUACUAACUCCAAGUGUAAUGACUUACAAUAAUUUAUUUCUAAGUGGCAUAAUUGCUUAUUAU
Psammomys obesus (fat sand rat) is the source of this 3911-nucleotide messenger RNA. It is a transcript of the gene Zbtb1, whose product is annotated as zinc finger and BTB domain containing 1. Gene Ontology annotation, molecular function: protein binding. The transcript is spliced from 2 exons. The record is from RefSeq and is a predicted model, not a curated record. Bases 49 to 1983 code for a protein of 644 amino acids. Gene Ontology annotation, biological process: regulation of cytokine production; negative regulation of transcription by RNA polymerase II; regulation of immune system process. Lineage: Eukaryota; Metazoa; Chordata; Mammalia; Rodentia; Muridae.